Messenger RNA from Brugia malayi, 441 nucleotides. RefSeq lists its product as uncharacterized. The record is from RefSeq and is a predicted model, not a curated record. Lineage: Eukaryota; Metazoa; Nematoda; Chromadorea; Rhabditida; Onchocercidae. The transcript has 4 exons. Bases 1 to 441 code for a protein of 146 amino acids.
AUGAAGGCUCAUCAUGUCCUCCUUUUUUUAAGGAUUCUAAUGGUAUUCUUCUGUAUAUGGGUGUUAAUAUGUGGAGCAAUUAUGGCAUCACAUUAUUCAUACGGUAGCCGUGAAACGUUGAUCAUUGCCAUAAUAUUGGAUGCGUUACUAAUGGUUUUUUGCAUUUUCUUGAUUGUCGAUGUCUUGAAAAGAUAUUAUCUGCAGUUUCCAGUGCUAGUAUACAUAACUCUUAUCGCCGUUAUUAUUGCUGGAAUUGUUUCAUGGAUGAUUACAGCAUCUGCAACAGUUGAUGUAAUGGGCACCGUAACUAUCGGCAAUGCAUGGCACACAGUUACAUGUCUUAUGAUGGAUUCUGUGACUCAGCGGUAUGUAACGGGCUCAGGUCAACUUUUUUAUACUCAAACAUCAUCACAAACACGUACUGGAAGCACAGUAGUAUAA